Molecule: messenger RNA, 1161 nt
Organism: Euleptes europaea (tarantolino)
Lineage: Eukaryota; Metazoa; Chordata; Lepidosauria; Squamata; Sphaerodactylidae
Product: nuclear receptor subfamily 2 group F member 5-like
Exons: 3
Coding region: 1-1161 (386 amino acids)
Biological process (GO): anatomical structure development; regulation of transcription by RNA polymerase II; cell differentiation
Molecular function (GO): zinc ion binding; RNA polymerase II cis-regulatory region sequence-specific DNA binding; nuclear receptor activity
Source: RefSeq, a predicted model, not a curated record
AUGGCGCUGGUGGCGACCCCCUGGCAGGAGGAGCUGCCGGGGGCUCCCGGGGGGCUCCCACUGCCUCCCCCGCCUUCUGCCCCAGGCGCCCUGGAGCCGGGGGUUACCCUGGCCGGCAGUGGUGAGAGCAAGGCCCCAGCGGCCAUGGACUGCCUGGUGUGCGGGGACAAGGCCAGUGGGAAGCACUACGGGCAGUUCACCUGCGAGGGCUGCAAGAGCUUCUUCAAGCGCUCCGUGCGCCGCAACCUGAGCUACACCUGCCGCGCCAGCCGGCAGUGCCCCAUCGACCAGCACCACCGCAACCAGUGCCAGCACUGCCGCCUCACCAAGUGCCUCAAGGUCGGCAUGCGCCGCGAAGCCGUCCAGCGGGGCCGCAUGGCGCAUGCUCAGUCCGGCCCUGGCCAGUACCCCUUGACUAACGGAGACCCCUACGGCUGCCCCUCCUACCUGACGGGCUUCAUCUCGCUGCUGCUGCGGGCAGAGCCCUACCCGACCUCGCGCUACGGGGCCCAGUGCCUCCAGGCGGGCAACAUCAUGGGCAUCGAGAACAUCUGCGAGAUGGCAGCCCGCCUGCUCUUCAGCGCCAUCGAAUGGGCCAAGAACGUCCCCUUCUUCCCCGACUUCCAGCUGACCGACCAGGUCUGCUUGCUGCGCAUGACAUGGAGCGAGCUCUUUGUCCUCAACGCGGCCCAGUGCGCCAUGCCCCUCCACGUGGCCCCCCUUCUGGCUGCUGCUGGCCUCCACGCCUCACCCAUGUCUGCUGAGAGAGUGGUGGCUUUCAUGGACCACAUACGGGUCUUCCAAGAGCAGGUGGAGAAACUGAAGGUGCUGCAUGUCGACGCGGCAGAAUACGCCUGCCUCAAAGCCCUGGUGCUUUUCACCCCUGACGCGGUGGGACUCACAGACUUGUGCCACGUGGAGAAUGUGCAGGAGAAAUCCCAGUGCGCCCUGGAGGAAUACGUCCGGAACCAGUACCCGAACCAGCCCAGCCGCUUCGGCCGGCUGCUGCUGCGCUUGCCGUCCCUGCGCAUCGUCUCGGCCCCGGUGAUCGAGCAGCUCUUCUUUGUCCGCCUGGUGGGGAAGACCCCCAUCGAGACGUUGAUUCGGGACAUGCUCUUGUCCGGCUCGAGCUUUAACUGGCCUUACCUUCCCUUGCAGUGA